Messenger RNA from Chironomus riparius, 942 nucleotides. Lineage: Eukaryota; Metazoa; Arthropoda; Insecta; Diptera; Chironomidae. The record is from the annotation of a GenBank genome assembly.
AUGUACGCAAAAUCAACGCAAAAGAGAAAUUGGACAUUAACAGCUGAUGAGUUAAUUAAUCUAAGAGUCAAACAUAAUCAGGAAUUUAUAGCGACCAAUGGAGCACACAUUGAUAACCAAUCGUACUUUUUAAAUCCCUUUGAAGAGAGUAUUCUACUAAGACAGUAUGAGCUUCAAUUAAAAGAAUUCUGUAAAAGAUUCGAGCCACCAAUGCCACCUUAUGUUCUAGGAACUGCAUUUCAUUAUUUCAAGCGAUUUUAUCUGUACAAUUCAACAAUGAAUUACCAUCCAAAAGAAAUACUGGCAACUUGUGUAUAUCUUGCAUCGAAAACUGAAGAAUUUAAUAUCUCAAUCCAGCAAUUUGUAUCAAAUGUCAAAGGCGACAGAAAUAAAGCUAUGGAAAUAAUUUUGAGCAACGAGUUGCUGCUCAUGAAGGAACUGAAUUUUAAUCUCACGAUUCACAAUCCAUUUAGGCCAAUUGAAGGAUUUCUGAUUGAUAUAAAGACAAGAUGUGAUAUGCAAAAUCCAGAUAAACUGAGGAAAGGCAUUGACGAGUUUUUAGAGAAAUCAUUUCUGACUGACUGCUGUCUUAUCUAUUCACCAUCUCAAAUUGCUCUAGCUGCAGUGCUGCAUGCUGCUAGUAAAGCUCAAGAGAAUUUGGAUGCUUAUGUCACUGAUUCCUUAUUUGCCAACUCUACUCAAAUGCUCAAACCUCUAAUUGAAGCCGUUCGAAAGAUCCGAUCAAUGGUUAAAAAUAUCCCAGAAAUGCCUGAUAAGAACACGAUAAAAGCACUCGAGAAGAAAUUAGAGCGAUGCAGGAAUCAAAAUUUUAAUCCAGAUGCAGAAGUCUAUAAACAGAGACAAUUGAGGGAAUUAAAUGAAGAAGAUGAGGAUACGAAUGAUCAGGAUGUCUCAAUGAUGAGUACUUCCAAUUUCGAAUAG